Clunio marinus is the source of this 207-nucleotide messenger RNA. Lineage: Eukaryota; Metazoa; Arthropoda; Insecta; Diptera; Chironomidae. The record is from the annotation of a GenBank genome assembly.
AUGAAAAGCUUUGGUGAAACACUUGUUCAACAUAAAUGUUUGAAAGGAAAACGACAUUUGCAUAAUGAGCCGAAAAAGCUUUUCGCUAAUAUGGAACGUGACAAAACUAAUUCUUUUGACAGAAAACCUUUUCAUUUCAUUUGUUUAGAUCUUAAGCGUAAUGAAAUUCUUUCUUUACAUCUUCUCCGCCGUCAAGAAACACCUUGA